UGCAUGUUUUAUUUGUACUGUUGUAUUAUCAAGAAUACAUUACAAUGUCUGGUAGAGGAAAGACUAGCGGAAAGGCGAGAGCAAAGGCUAAGACUCGCUCUUCCAGGGCAGGACUGCAGUUCCCAGUCGGCCGUGUCCACAGGCUGCUGCGGAAGGGAAACUACGCUCAGCGUGUCGGCGCUGGAGCCCCGGUCUAUCUGGCCGCCGUGCUCGAGUACCUGACUGCUGAAAUCCUGGAGCUCGCCGGGAACGCCGCCCGGGACAACAAGAAAACCAGAAUCAUCCCGCGUCACCUGCAGCUCGCUGUCCGCAACGACGAGGAGCUCAACAAGCUGAUGGGAGGCGUCACCAUCGCUCAGGGCGGAGUGCUGCCCAACAUCCAGGCCGUGCUGCUGCCCAAGAAAACCGAGAAGCCCGCUAAGAGCAAAAUGAAGAAAUACAUUACAAUGUCUGGUAGAGGAAAGACUAGCGGAAAGGCGAGAGCAAAGGCUAAGACUCGCUCUUCCAGGGCAGGACUGCAGUUCCCAGUCGGCCGUGUCCACAGGCUGCUGCGGAAGGGAAACUACGCUCAGCGUGUCGGCGCUGGAGCCCCGGUCUAUCUGGCCGCCGUGCUCGAGUACCUGACUGCUGAAAUCCUGGAGCUCGCCGGGAACGCCGCCCGGGACAACAAGAAAACCAGAAUCAUCCCGCGUCACCUGCAGCUCGCUGUCCGCAACGACGAGGAGCUCAACAAGCUGAUGGGAGGCGUCACCAUCGCUCAGGGCGGAGUGCUGCCCAACAUCCAGGCCGUGCUGCUGCCCAAGAAAACCGAGAAGCCCGCUAAGAGCAAGUAAACCAGCCCGACUGACCCGCGUUUAGACUUCACAAACCCAAAGGCUCUUUUAAGAGCCACC
This is a messenger RNA of Acipenser ruthenus (sterlet), 893 nucleotides long. Its product is annotated as histone H2AX-like. Gene Ontology annotation, cellular component: nucleosome. The record is from RefSeq and is a predicted model, not a curated record. Gene Ontology annotation, molecular function: structural constituent of chromatin; protein heterodimerization activity; DNA binding. The coding region runs from base 45 to 833 and encodes 262 amino acids. Lineage: Eukaryota; Metazoa; Chordata; Actinopteri; Acipenseriformes; Acipenseridae. The transcript is spliced from 3 exons.